This is a messenger RNA of Sphaerulina musiva SO2202, 1228 nucleotides long. RefSeq names its product RmlC-like cupin. NCBI's taxonomy places the organism in Eukaryota, Fungi, Ascomycota, Dothideomycetes, Mycosphaerellales, Mycosphaerellaceae. The record is from RefSeq and is a predicted model, not a curated record. The transcript is spliced from 2 exons. The coding region runs from base 23 to 1156 and encodes 377 amino acids.
GUUGGGUUCUCCUUCAGCCUUGAUGAAGCUCCUCUUCUCAAUAAUCUUGACAAUCACCCUUUCACUAUACUUCACGCAACAAGACAGCAUCAAGGAAUACAUGCGCAGCGUUCUUCACUCGACCAGGGCAUUCCAUCAUCUCAGCAAGAACUUCCACAAUUUCUCCAAGCCUCUCUCCAACAUGGCCAAUACAACGAAAUGGGUAGGAUACCCAGUGAUUCCUCCAGAGGACCCGUCCUUGAAUGCAGCGAAUCCCAAAGCUCGUGGCAUUCUCAAGACAUUCGAAGCGAUCGAGCAAGCCGAGGGAGCAGGAGCCACAGUGCGACGCAGUAUUGGAACACCCCGACUCCGCAAUUUCACACCUUUCCUCAUGCUCGAUCAUUUCAGCGUGGCACCUCCCGCAGGCUUUCCCGACCAUCCUCAUCGCGGCCAAGAAACCAUCACCUAUCUUUUGAGCGGUGGUGUGGAUCACGAAGAUUUCACGGGGGAAAAAGGUACACUCUUUGCGGGCGAUUUACAAUUCAUGACGGCUGGCAAAGGAACCGUCCACGCGGAAAUGCCCCACGAUAAUGGUGAUGGUUCUGCCAAUGUCGGUCUGCAAUUGUGGGUCGAUCUCCCCAAGGAAUUGAAAUUCUGUGAGCCUCGAUAUCGCGAUUUGCGAGGUUCGGAAAUUCCAAUCGCCAAGUCGGAUGAUGGGAAAGUGACGGUCAAAGUCAUCUCGGGGCGCUCGUACGGUGUCGAUUCACUGCAGGAACUGGCUUACACGCCCGUCUGGAUCCUGGAUGUAACCAUCAGUCCUGGCGGACGCAUCGCGCAGCCCAUUCCUGCGGGAUGGAAUUCUUUUGCGUACACUCUCGAGGGUACCACGAUUUGGGACACGGGCGCUACGACACAAGCAGUGGAGAAAUAUCAUAAUACGGUGUUCGAACAAAAGGGCGAUCAGGUCAUUGCGUCUGUACCAGAAAGUGCAAAGGAGAAUGCCAGAUUCAUUUUGGUAGCAGGCAUGCCUUUGUCACAGCCCAUAGUUCAAUAUGGCCCGUUUGUGUUGACGGACCCGACGCAAGUAAGGCAAGCGGUGAUGGAUUACAGUACGUUUGUGAACGGAUUCGAGCGCGCGGAGGGCUGGCAAUCCGAAAUUGGUCAGAGAGCCAUGUGAUGGAAUCUCGACAAAGUUGUAACCGCAAGAAAUCGACCAAAGUAAUGACUCAAAAAAGGCGUGGUUCUCAUU